AUGGUCAAUAACACCGAAGAGACUGAAAACACUCCCGACAGCCGCGAAGAGUACCUCAAACAAAAAGCACUGAUCGACGAAAUUCGAGAACAAAUGAAUUCCAUUUCUUCACUCAUCCAACAAGAGACGAAUCGUCUGAAAACACUCCAAGAUAAGAUGGACACGAAAAUAGAAGAGAUACGGAUCUUCUUGGAAAAGAACCCCGUCGAUGACCAAGAGGCAAGUGAAGACUCUUGGGGGGAAGACGAUAUCAUUUGGGAAGAGUUUGCCGAUCACCAUCACCCAAAAGCUCAAAAGGUAGAGGACGCAAAAAAGCCGAAGCCAAAGGAAAUCUUGUAA
This is a messenger RNA of Entamoeba invadens IP1, 339 nucleotides long. RefSeq lists its product as hypothetical. The record is from RefSeq and is a predicted model, not a curated record. NCBI's taxonomy places the organism in Eukaryota, Evosea, Mastigamoebida, Endamoebidae. The coding region runs from base 1 to 339 and encodes 112 amino acids. The transcript has a single exon.